AUGAGGAAAAAAGUAUAUGAACAGUACUGUAAUGUAUUGUUCCUUGACAAACAAGUCCAUAAUCUUGGUGUCCAAGAAAAGGUUUGGGUAGCAAAUAGAGAGAACCCUUUGUCUGACGCAUCUUCAUCAAAACUUGAACUCUCCGAAGAUGGAAAUCUAGUCAUGCUUGAAGGUUCCUCCAAGAUACCAAUUUGGUCAACAAAUUUGAAAAAUCCCCUGUCAAACUCAACUGAAGCAGUACUUCUUGAUGAUGGAAAUUUUGUUUUAAGAGAUAGUUCCAACAAGAAUACUAUAUUUUGGGAGAGUUUCGAUCAUCCAACCGAUACAUGGCUUCCUGGUGCAAAGCUUGGGAUCGAUAAGAUUACUGGAAAAUCAAAGCAGCUUAUUUCAUGGAAAAAUUCAGAAGAUCCUGCACCAGGUAUGUUCUCCUUCAGGUUAGCCGUAGGCCCAAAUGGAAGCAGCCGAUUUAUGUUGGAGUGGAACAGAUCUCAAAUGUAUUGGAGUACUGGAGUUUGGGAUGAAAAAAAAAAAUCUUUCAGCUUAGCUCUCGACAUGUUCAUGAAUUAUAUCAAUCCCAGGUUUGUGUCAAAUGAAAAUGAAAGCUAUUUGACUUAUUCUAUUAAAAGCAGUUCUUCCAGUUCCAGAAUUAGGUUUGUCAUUAAGUCUUCAGGACAGCUCCAGCAACUCGCAUGGUCGGAAAGAUCAUGGGUUUGGACCUUAUUUUGGUCUCGACCGGAAAAUGCAUUUGAUGUCUAUGGUUUGUGCGGUGCAUUUGGCGUGAAUUAUGAGAAUAUCUCAAACCCCUGUGUAUGUUUAAAUGGUUUUAAACCAUUUUCAAUUGGAGAAACGUACCUAAGUGAUUGGUCAGGUGGUUGUGUGCGGAAAUCCCCUUUACAAUGUAUGAAUAAUACGUAUGCUAAUGUAAAAAAGGAUUGGUUCAUGAAAAUACAAAACCUGAGUUUCCCUGUUAAUUCAAAAGCACAUUCGGCAGUGAGUGCUAUGAAUUGUGAAGGGGCUUGCAUGAAUAAUUGCUCUUGCACAGCUUAUGCAAAUAGCAGCGGGUUCUGUAUGAUAUGGGAAGGAACUCUUUUAAAUUUACAGCAACCCACAGAUGGUGUUAAGGCUGGACAAGAUAUCUAUCUCAGACUUGCUGCUGAUGAGAAUCGUGUUGCUGAUGAAUAUCAAAAGACCAAAAUUAUGAUUGAGCUAAUAGUGAUUCUUAUUAUCAGAAUCAGGCAACAAACAGAAAGUGUGGGUAAUUUCAGCAGUGCUGGUCAUUGCAACCGCAAUCGGGCUUAUCUUAUUCCUCUCAAUUUGCUUCUCAAGGAAGCGAAAGCUCACACACAAGCACAAAGUCGGUGA
Molecule: messenger RNA, 1362 nt
Organism: Alnus glutinosa
Lineage: Eukaryota; Viridiplantae; Streptophyta; Magnoliopsida; Fagales; Betulaceae
Product: G-type lectin S-receptor-like serine/threonine-protein kinase At2g19130
Exons: 3
Coding region: 1-1362 (453 amino acids)
Biological process (GO): recognition of pollen
Source: RefSeq, a predicted model, not a curated record